Molecule: messenger RNA, 1206 nt
Organism: Cryptomeria japonica (Japanese cedar)
Lineage: Eukaryota; Viridiplantae; Streptophyta; Pinopsida; Cupressales; Cupressaceae
Product: ubiquitin-conjugating enzyme E2-23 kDa
Exons: 6
Coding region: 350-898 (182 amino acids)
Biological process (GO): protein polyubiquitination; ubiquitin-dependent protein catabolic process
Cellular component (GO): nucleus
Molecular function (GO): ubiquitin conjugating enzyme activity
Source: RefSeq, a predicted model, not a curated record
AGGUGCCAUGCGGCAGUCUCCACCUCCAUUACAUGCUCUGUACUCAAGAAUGGUAUAACGUGUAGAGUCCAAAGGCCUCAGCAAAUCAAUUAUCUUGAGCAUUAAACAAAGGUGGCAUCUUCACCCAAAGAAGAAAACAAUGAAUAUGUGAAAAACUCACAUUGAAGGCCAAGUUCACACUCCCCACGCUUACAAAACUCCAUAUUUUUGAUGUGAUUUGCUACCAAGUUUUCAUUCUUUAUUUCCUCUCAUCAUUGCUCCUCAGAAUCAACGAUAACCUGCCAAAAUCAUUCAUACCCAUUUCUUAUCCUUGAUCUUGAGCCUUUCUGUAGUUAAGUUUUCAUUCGUCAUGGCUUCUCCUAGCAAGCGCAGAGACAUGGAUGUCAUGAAGCUCAUGAUGACAGAUUAUAAAGUGGAGAUGAUAAACGAUGGAAUCAAUGAAUUCUAUGUCGUAUUCAAUGGACCUCCAGACAGCCCUUACCAUGGGGGUGUUUGGAAAGUUCGUGUAGAGGUACCGGAGGCGUACCCAUACAAAUCUCCAUCAAUAGGUUUUGUGAAUAGGAUCUUUCAUCCUAAUGUUGAUGAAAUGUCUGGGACAAUUUGCUUGGAUGUGAUAAAUCAGACUUGGAGUCCCAUGUUUGAUCUUGUAAAUAUUUUUGAAGUCUUUCUUCCUCAGCUAUUGCUCUAUCCAAAUCCAACUUCUCCGUUAAAUGGAGAGGCUGCAGCUUUAAUGAUGCGUAACAAGGAUCUCUAUGAUCAGAAAGUGAAGGAAUACUGUGAACGAUACGCCAAGGCUGAGGAUGUGGGUAAUCAGCAGCAAGAAGAAAGCAGUGACAGUGAAGCUAGUGAAGAUUAUGCAUCCAGUGAUGAUGAAAUGGCUGGUCAUGCAGAUCCAUGAUAUGAAUCUUGCUGCUAAGUAAUUACAGGUCAAUGAUGCAUUUGUAUGGAAAACAGCCACUAAACAUGGCUUGGGAGAUCCAAAUACAUGCUAGCUUGCUUUCAUGGGUUCUGCUAGCGUGUGUCUUACUGUCAUUUGGUCUGAAAAAAUUGAUUUUAUCACUACUGUAAAUCUCUGUAUAUAAGUGCAUGGCUCUAAGGAGCAUGUUUAUUUCAUGUCCAUAUUGGACUAAUUGUACAUACAGAUUGUAAAGCAUUGUAUGAUCUUUUGCAAUACUUUUAAACCAUUAUUGAACUAUUGUUCAGACA